Molecule: messenger RNA, 1222 nt
Organism: Fulmarus glacialis (Northern fulmar)
Lineage: Eukaryota; Metazoa; Chordata; Aves; Procellariiformes; Procellariidae
Product: scavenger receptor class F member 1-like
Molecular function (GO): scavenger receptor activity
Source: RefSeq, a predicted model, not a curated record
CUGUGGGAGCUGCAAGCGCAGCCAGCCCUGCUCACCCGUGGAUGGCUUCUGCCUGGCCUGCCAGCCCGGCUGGAACGGGACCCUCUGCAAGGAGCCCUGCGCGCCCGGCUUCCACGGUGAGGCCUGUCCCCAGCCAUGUCCCCGCUGCCGCCACGGGGAGAUCUGUGAUCCAGAGACCGGGUCCUGCCCGCACUGCGAGCCCGGCUGGAUGGGACCCAGCUGCUCCUGCCCUGCGGUCACCUUCGGCGAUGGGUGCCAGCUCCUCUGCCCCGAGUGCGUUGCGGGAAGCUGCGACCCCGUGUCAGGAGCUUGCAUCUGCCAGGCGGGCUACUGGGGAGCCAGCUGCAACGACACCUGCCCGGAGGGAUAUUUUGGCGUGAACUGUUCCUCGCCCUGCCAGUGCUCCCGGGGGACCUGCCACCCUGCGCAGGGUGACUGCGUGUUGAGUAUUAAGCCCCGCGGGCCCCGGGCCGCCGCCAUCCUCGUCCCUCUCCUGCUGCUGCUGCUCUGCGUCGCCUGCUGUUGCUGCGGAGCCGGCCCAGCGGAUGCUAGAGACAGGUAUUUGUUAUAUUUUGCACCUUCCAUGCAAAACCCCGUCUCCUGCAUCCCUUCACACCCAUAUCCCCCGCGCAGGGCGGCCGUGCCGGAUGACGACGUGGUGGCCCGGAUGAAGCACCACGUGCGGGGGGUGCUGGCAAACCUCAGCGCUAUGAUGCCUUGCUUUUCCCUGGGUGGCUACAAACUUCCCAAAGUCACAGGUAAAAAAAGCAGAGCUGCCGACAGCCCUUCCAAGGUGUCAUCCCCACCCCGUGCUCUUUGCGUUGCUCUCCCACCCCAGCCCCGAGCACCCUGGGGUGCUAGAGUUCAGCUGGGUGUCUUCUCCUCCCCAGUUUCCCACCACGACACGGAAAUCCCCUUCAACCCCAGCUUCAUCGAGCCGCCGUCGGCCGCGUGGGUUUCAGACAGCUCCUUCUCCUCCUCCUUCGACACCGACAACGAGGGACCCGAGUACUCCGUCCCUCCCAGAGAAGGCGUCCCACUGCUGGGGGGGGCUGAGCUGCAGGACGGGGUGUCCCCCCUCAGCGAGGGGCUCCCGGACCCGUCCGCCUUCGACUCCGAGGACGUCUCACAGCCCUUCGCCAUCCCCCGCACCUCCAGCAUCGCCAAGGCCAAGCGGCCCUCCGUGUCCUUUGCCGAGGGGACGAAAUUUGGGGCGGCGGAG